Ostrea edulis (European flat oyster) is the source of this 2525-nucleotide messenger RNA. RefSeq lists its product as uncharacterized. The transcript is spliced from 13 exons. The record is from RefSeq and is a predicted model, not a curated record. The coding region runs from base 183 to 2141 and encodes 652 amino acids. Lineage: Eukaryota; Metazoa; Mollusca; Bivalvia; Ostreida; Ostreidae.
UAUAAGACAUUCGAGAGAAGACAAUAUGCACACACAUACAGAAUGGGUCAAUUGACUCAUACUUUGGUUGAUAAACACUAAGCUUUACCUGCAAUCAUCACAGCAACUUUAGGACGGUAUUUUUAAAGCGACCCUUAUCGGAAAAUUUUCCUGUGUAAUCGAUUUCUGAAUACUAAACCAAAAUGGCGCUGAACAGCGCACCUUUUCUAGUGGGACUGAUACUUAUACAUUGUACUUCUGGUUUGCGAUGGUGGCAGACUUUGGCACCCCUCGGGCUGAACCAUUGCCCGGAGUCUAGUGGAGAAGGAAAUGUCUGUUACGAUCUGGUUAAAUCCAGUAACAACUGCUCCUACGUGUGUCAGUUUGUCAAACCAAUCGAGUCCUUCUUUCGGGAGAUCUACAAUUUAUGCGAACAUCCAGACUGGUCGUCAUCCAAGAAUAUUGAAUGUCAUUAUUACCAAUGUCAGAAGAAGUGCUGUGGCGGAUGGGUCAAGGACGAAAGUGGAAGGUGUUCGAUCGAAAGUACAGAAAUUGACUGUCAUAAUGGAGGAACACCGCACGGUGAACACUGCAUCUGUCCAGAACAUUUCACAGGCAAAACGUGUGAAACAGCUGUUUGUGAAGGAGGAUGCAUUAAUGGCGGCGAGUGCAGAAAAUUGGAUCCACAUUUGCCUCCCAAAUGUAUUUGUCCCGCCAAUUUCACUGGCAAUUCAUGCGAAAAGGCGGUUUGCGGUGAUGGCUGUUUGAAUGGUGGCUCAUGCAUAUCUACGUACUAUGGAGUCACGUGUGUAUGUCGGGUCGGUUUUCUUGGAAGUCGUUGUGAAAAGGAGCACUGCGAGAGAUGUAGGUUCUUCCACAGACAUUAUGACACAUCAUGCUCACGCAACUGCAAGAGUGACCAUGACUGCGAAAAGGAGGAAACAUGUUGUGAGCACAGGGGCAAGAAUAUUUGUGUUGUCAAGAAAGAGAAAGCUUACCAAACUUGUUCUAGUACUAUUGACAACUUUCCCUACAUUAAAACGAUUCAAGUUGGUGAAGUGACUACAAAUACAUGGGGUAAAAAGUGCAUGUGCAUGCCCGGGUAUAAGGAUGGUUAUUUGAAUUGUGCAGACAAUGUGUGUGAAGCAGACGACAUAGAGGAAAAUACGUGCACUCGCCACGGAGAUGGCAUUAUACAUGAUGUGGAUAAAGUUCCUGAUUAUGUCGAAUAUUCUCCUCCUAAAAUUUAUAAUUGUCCGGUAAGAUAUACACGAGUAAUGGUGGAGGUACAGGACCAGUCUAAUGUGGCUCUUCUUUAUCACCAAUUCCGGGCACGUGACUACUUGGGGGAAGAAAUUCAUGUUAACAUCAGUCAACAGAAGUUCUACGCCUGCAACUGUGCUUUUGGUCAAAGGGUGAGAGCGAACGCAACAACGGUUGAUCGACAUGGCGGCAAAACAACCUGCUGCUUCACUGUGGAAAUUGUCGAUCGCCAUCCGCCAAGGCUCUCCAACUGCCCCGCGGAUAUUUAUGCUGUGGCGGGAGAAAAGAUAUCCUGGACUAUUCCAAAGGCCACGGACAACGUCGGAAUCCGAGACCUGUGGAUAGAACCAAAUGUGAUCAACGGGUCUCAUAUCGGAAAGGGGGAUCACGUAUUUCGCUAUGUCGCCGAAGACUGGUAUGGCAACAAGGCAGAGUGUCGCUUCCUCGUCAGUAUAACAGGAUCUGACUCGGAUGGGUGGUCUUCUGAUAUGAAAUCAAGAAUUACCAUAAACAAGUCGGUUAUCAUAGGGGCUGUUGUUCUUGGAAUCCUGGCCAUCGCGCUUCUAGUCCUUAUCGUGGUGGUGUUCCAUGUUUGCAAAAGAGUUCGUAUUUCCAGAUACCGACCAGGAAGGACUCCCCGACAAGACAUCGCUAACCGUACACCGGCACAGAUUGACGCAUGUCUAUCAGAACCGCCCCCCUACGAAGUCGCCGCAAAAGAUAAACUUCCGGACUACAAACCACGUGACGAUCCACCCGUGUACGAAGAUAUUUGCAAAGACAAAAGCAAUGAAAACGAAAUUGAGGGGUGCACCAGUCCUAUCUAUACGAUAUCAGGACCCGGCGACAAUUUCAGAGGAGACGCUGUAAAUCCUAACACGACCAUCACCGAUGUGUGAUAACUGUAGAGUGUGUCGAUAGAUAGAGCAUAAUAUCAAACUUUGACUAUCAAGUAUUUUGAUUAGAACAGAAUAAUUUUUUAUGCUUCGUGUUUUAAUAUCAUACUAAUUGUAUUAAUGAUAUCUGUCAUGUCCUGUUCUCCCACGGUGACAAAUCUACUGAAUUACGAGUCGUGUAAUGUGCUUCUUCAUGCAGUGCUUAACCAAGACGUUGACUCAUUGUUUUCAACUUACUGAAGAUGAAGCAAGCAUCCCCGUGCUCAUGAAGUUGAUUUCUUUUGUUAUCCUUCCAGCUUGUAAUUUUCUUUGUACAUUCUAUAUUAUCUAUAUGGAAUUUUGAUUCCAAUAUACAUUUGUUAAAUGAUUAAAAAUUCUAAGAGUGCC